This is a messenger RNA of Pyrus x bretschneideri (Chinese white pear), 2039 nucleotides long. RefSeq names its product cleavage stimulating factor 64-like. The transcript has 10 exons. Gene Ontology annotation, biological process: mRNA 3'-end processing. Gene Ontology annotation, molecular function: mRNA binding. The record is from RefSeq and is a predicted model, not a curated record. Gene Ontology annotation, cellular component: mRNA cleavage and polyadenylation specificity factor complex. Lineage: Eukaryota; Viridiplantae; Streptophyta; Magnoliopsida; Rosales; Rosaceae. Bases 168 to 1739 code for a protein of 523 amino acids.
UUUCAUCCACCAAAUCUAUCGACUUCGCUCCCCGCUCUCUCUCUCGACCUUCUCUGCGAAUCCCGUCUCGAGGAGAGGAGUUCCAAAGAAAACCGAAGAACAGAAAGAAUGGUAAGGAGGAAGAAGAUGAAGCAGCGCUUCACCUUCUUCUCCUCCUCUUGAGAUUCAUGGCCGCUUCUCAGCACCGCUGCGUUUUUGUGGGGAAUAUACCUUAUGAUGCCACUGAGGAACAGCUUGUAGAAAUCUGCCAGGAGGUUGGUCCUGUUGUAUCUUUCAGACUAGUUAUUGAUAGAGAGACUGGAAAACCAAAGGGUUACGGGUUUUGUGAGUACAAGGAUGAAGAGACUGCUCUAAGUGCUCGUCGUAAUCUUCAGGGUUAUGAGAUCAAUGGCCGGCAAUUACGAGUGGAUUUUGCUGAAAAUGACAAAGGCACUGAUAGAAGUCGAGAUCAGGGUCGUGGUGGACCAGGAUUGACUGCUAAUGUUGAUCCUCAAAAGCAAGGAGGGGGGCUAUCUGUUCAUGCAGAAUCUCUUCAACAUCAGCCAAUUGGUCUCCAUAUAGCUAUUACUGCAGCUACUGCCAUGGCAGGAGCUCUAGGUGGUGCUCAGUCUGGUUUGCAGAAUCAAUUGGCAUCACCAAAUGAUCCCUUGACACUUCAUCUGGCCAAAAUGUCUAGGGGUCAGUUGAAUCAAGUUAUGUCGGAGCUCAAGGUAAUUGCUACACAAAACAAAGGGCUAGCUCGUCAACUAUUGCUUGCAAGGCCACAGUUGCCAAAAGCCCUCUUCCAGGCACAAAUAAUGCUUGGAAUGGUGAGCCCACAAAUGUUGCAGAUGCCAAAUAUCAGGCAAGCUUCGGGUCAUACCUCACAGCCUCCAUUCAACAAGGCCCAGCAGGCUCAGUCACCUGCACUUCAAACCCCCGCUGAGUUGCACCCUCCUGCACCUAAUAAGUUGCAGUCUGGGUUGGUGCCCAAUGUCCAAGAAGGCCAAUUUGCAGCUGUACCUCAAAAUCCAUUGGGUAGAAGCCAGUUUUCUGCACCCCAACAGCAACCCAUGCAGCCUCGAAUGCAGCUUCCACAACAUGUAAACCACCACAUUUUGCAACAGGCCCCAUUGCUGGGGCAAUCUGGAGUUCCAACAUUUCCUCCCAUACACCCUCAGUCUUCAAGUGGUUUGUCCUUUCGACCCCAAACUCAGCUUACGAAUUCUUCUAGUUCAAACCAGAAAAUGCAGCCUCCUCUGAUACAGCAUCCGGGUCAGGUUGGACGUGCCAACUUUGGGCAUAACACUCGGAUGGUUAAUCCAAUUGCUACUGUACAGCAUUCUUCUUUACCUCGUCCUCUAUCUGAAGCCAGCUUUCAGGUAAUCAACAAGGAUGCUGAUAGAUCUUUUCAAGCGGUUAACGAUUCAGUAGAAUCAGUUAAGCGCCCUUCAAAGCUAAUGAAAUUGGAUGAUGGAAGUAGUAGCACUUUGUCAAGAGUGGGUCUUGAUGUGCCUCUUGCCAAUGGAUCCGUAUUGCCCCAUGCUUUGCCUGUGAAGCCUGUUCAUAAGUCAGAAGAAGUACAGCACUCUGAGAAACAGAUUUCUCAGUCUCAGCUUCCACCUGGAGUAGAGUCUGCUCUACUACAACAAGUUUUGAGCCUAACACCUGAAAAACUGAGCUCAUUGUCUCCGGAACAGCAACAAGAAGUAAUAAAGCUCCAACAGAUGCUUCGGCGAGAUCAGAUUCAGCCAUCGUAGCAGAGUCAUAAAUGGCGGUUUUGAUGCAGGAAUUUGUUACAUGUGCAGGCACCAACUUGGUUGCCAGAAUAACGAAAGGUAUGGUAUUGAUUCAAUCCAUUUUGAUUGUUUGUAACAGUAUGUUCACUUAAAGAGUUAGAUCAGAGGAUCCGCAGUGGAGCACUAUCGUAUUCAUGAAAGCUUAGGCCAGCUUGUGUUUUAGUCUUGUCCGUAAGUUAGUUAGAAUAGGAAAAUUUUGUCUGGAUCACAACGUUUAAAUUUACGUUCCCUUGCUAAAAUUUGUUCGUUCACUUUUGAAAA